Molecule: messenger RNA, 619 nt
Organism: Sphaeramia orbicularis (orbiculate cardinalfish)
Lineage: Eukaryota; Metazoa; Chordata; Actinopteri; Kurtiformes; Apogonidae
Gene: cart2
Product: cocaine- and amphetamine-regulated transcript 2
Exons: 3
Coding region: 57-368 (103 amino acids)
Biological process (GO): G protein-coupled receptor signaling pathway; adult feeding behavior; cellular response to starvation
Molecular function (GO): neuropeptide hormone activity
Source: RefSeq, a predicted model, not a curated record
CACCUGCAGGAGUCGGACGGCAGCUCGCGGAAAUCACUUCUACUGUCUCUGGCAUCAUGUGGGCGCGAGCUGUGCUGUGCGUGGCGCUGUUGUGCGCGCUCUGUCCGGCGGGAAGGACGGAAGCCGAGAGGGACGAGAGAGACGUCCUGGACUACCGUUACAACUCCAACAGACUGCUCGGCGAUCUGCAUGAAGUGCUGGAGAAACUGCAGACCAAGAGGAUUAGUCCCUGGGAGAAGAAAUAUGGGCAGGUCCCCUCUUGCGACCUGGGAGAACACUGUGCCAUCAGGAAAGGAUCUCGGAUCGGGAAAAUGUGCGACUGUCCUCGAGGAGCUUUCUGCAACUUCUUCCUGUUGAAGUGCUUAUGAGCUGAUCAGAUACCACAACAAGAAUAUAUUUUAAAAUGUAUAUUUUCCAGUACAGAUAUAUAUAUAAAACAAAGUUAUAAGAUGUAAAGUGCCCUCAGUGUGGAAUAAAUCCUUUUUGUGUGGUGCUGUGUUGCAUUAAGGGUAUUUUAUGUAUCUUUUUUCAAGACUUCUCACUAUUAUUAAUGUACCUCUGUGGAUUUGUUGUGUUGUGAAUAGAGAUGUUUUUUUAAAUAAACACUUACACAAUCACA